This is a messenger RNA of Drosophila biarmipes, 3430 nucleotides long. Its product is annotated as gonadotropin-releasing hormone receptor. The record is from RefSeq and is a predicted model, not a curated record. The transcript is spliced from 6 exons. Gene Ontology annotation, biological process: neuropeptide signaling pathway. The coding region runs from base 639 to 2399 and encodes 586 amino acids. Lineage: Eukaryota; Metazoa; Arthropoda; Insecta; Diptera; Drosophilidae. Gene Ontology annotation, molecular function: corazonin receptor activity. Gene Ontology annotation, cellular component: membrane.
UAUAGUGCUGCAAUAUAAAGUCAACCGACCGGAAUCGGCCACUCGAAUUAUCUAAGUGUGUCUCCCGCCAGAGGCGAACGACAAGGAAUUUAAUUCUUUCUAUAAAGCAGUAUCUCCUUCAAGAGCAAUCAAGUCAGCAAGUGAUGUAAACAACUUGGAAAAAAGUAGUUAAGCUUUAGAAAGCAUGCUUUGCCAGCAGGAAGCUGGCUAAAAUGAUUUAAAUGUAAAUAAAAAGGAUUUAUUGAAGUGUUAAUUUGGCGCACGUAAGGGAUUUUAAGAGGUAUUUCAAUAGUUUCGACUUGCUAAAUUGCUCACUGAAUUGCACCUAGUCAAUCAAUAUUUCUAUUGAAAACAAUUAAAUCAACAAGCCAGCUGAGUGAAAGACUUUGACAGCCUGUGGUAAACAAUUGUUUCUACUGGAAACACGAGGCUGUGUUAAAAGCUAACCUUUAUCUUGAACAAUUUUAUGCUACUUUAAUAUUUUAAAGUUGGUGAUAAGUAAAUGGAAAAUGGAUUUAAGAUCAUUUCUCUAUUAACAUAGUCAAUCUGUAAACAUACUACAACCCAUAUGGAAUCAUCUAUUCCUGAAGCACCGUCCAGAGUCAGAAAAUCAAGCGAUUAGGGAGACAUACCUAAAGAUGGAGGCCGAAUGGAGCUCGGAUAACCAGUCCGCCUCCUUUGGCCGCCUGCCCACUGUGCCCAGUCCUUCAAUGGACUUGGAGGCUGAUAACGAGGUGGCCAGCAACUGGUCCACCUUGGCCAACUUGACCCGCCUCGUGACCGGCGUUUCUCCGGAUAUCAUCAACUACACGCUCAAUAUGAUGGAUCUGAGUGUGGUCGUGGCCACGGAUAUAACCAAUCUGAGUGUGGGCACCACGCCCCUUCCCGCCUUUGCGAUCUCCAACAGCUCCUCGCUGGCGCACACGAAUACCCGCCAUGAGGCACCACCGAUUGCGGAGCAGGUGCCCGAGCACGUGAUGGACCACGCACCUCAGCUAUCCCGUUCCGGGCUGCUUAAGGUGUACGUCCUGGCCGUGAUGGCGCUGUUCUCGCUGCUCGGCAACCUGCUGACCAUCUGGAAUAUCUACAAGACCCGCAUUUCGAGACGGAACUCCAGGCACACGUGGAGCGCCAUCUACUCGCUGAUGUUCCACCUUUCGAUCGCCGACGUCCUGGUCACCUGGUUCUGCAUCAUCGGCGAGGCGGCCUGGUGCUACACCGUCCAGUGGCUGGCCAACGAGCUCACCUGCAAGCUGGUGAAGCUCUUCCAGAUGUUCAGCCUCUACCUGAGCACCUACGUCCUGGUGCUCAUCGGAGUGGACCGGUGGAUAGCGGUCAAGUACCCGAUGAAGUCGCUCAACAUGGCCAAGAGGUGCCAUCGCCUGCUCGGAGGAACCUACAUCCUGUCGCUGGUGCUCAGCUUGCCACAGUUCUUCAUAUUCCACGUGGCCCGAGGACCUUUCGUGGAGGAGUUCUACCAGUGCGUCACCCACGGAUUCUACACGGCGGACUGGCAGGAGCAGAUGUACGCCACCUUCACGCUGGUCUUCACCUUCCUGCUGCCCCUGUGCAUCCUGUUCGGCACCUACAUGUCUACGUUUAGGACCAUUUCAAGCAGCGAAAAGAUGUUCCAGGGCUCGAAGCUGGCCAACUAUUCCACCGCCAAGCUGCCAACGCAGACGAACCGCCAGCGGCUGAUACACAAGGCCAAAAUGAAGUCGCUUCGCAUUUCGGUGGUAAUCAUCAUAGCCUUCCUCAUCUGCUGGACUCCCUACUACGUCAUGAUGAUUAUGUUCAUGUUCCUCAAUCCCGACAAAAGGCUGGGCGACGAUCUGCAGGACGCCAUCUUCUUCUUCGGCAUGUCCAACAGCCUGGUCAACCCGCUCAUCUACGGAGCCUUCCACCUGUGUCCCGGCAAGGGAGGCAAGUCCACUGGCGGCGGCGGCAACAACAACGCCUACAGCCUCAACAGGGGCGACUCGCAGCGCACUCCCUCCAUGCUGACGGCGGUGACGCAGGUGGACGGCACAGGUGGCAGUUCCCGCCAGAUGCGGGCCUUCCGCCAACAGAGCUACUACCGCAGCUCCAGCAACGGCACAGGCGGAUCCGCUGGCGGCGCUCCCUUCAAGGAGCAGGUGAGCCUGCUGCAUGUGGGUCCUGGCACAGGUCCUCCCGGAGGCUCCGUGUCCAGCAGUGCCACUCCGCAGCUGCUGAGGAAGGGAUCCGCCCUCCUGGCCCGUCAUCCCAGCUGCCUGCGGGAGCAGGAGCAUCAGCAGCGGCUCCUGCUGCAGGAGAAGCCCUCGACCGUGGUCCUAAGCUACGACAGCCAAAGGGGCGGCGUGGGCGUGGGCGUGGCCAGCGGGCUGUUGGACAACAACGAGCGGGUGUCCAGCGUUUGAGAGCAGCUGGCGAUGGCGGCGGCGGCGUUGGCUACGACGACUGCACCGGAUACAACAACAGCGGAUGCGGAUGCGGUUGCGGACGCGAACGCCGAUGUGGCGACGGAGGACGCCUGCUCCUGCUGCCAUUGCCUGAGCAGGGAGCUGGUGCGACGGCAGCUAGAACUCCAAGAGCUUCCAGUGCAGUGAGGCGACUGCCAGAGGAUUUGAUCCCAGGAGUCGGGGGAGGGAUUCCCCCAGGCCACAGGGCUAGAUGGGGAGGCGUCGAUGAUCAGAUCACCGGGGCGUGCAACUUGUGCUUAGGUAAUGCUAAUCGAGAGUUAAGUCUUUGAACACAAUGGGUGUGCUUAGGAGUAGCGUAGAAAUAGAGGUAGUCUUACAGAACGGUUGCCCAGCUCUGGGUGAAACUCAAAUGUAACCUUUUCUGAAUCUUAAUUUUAAAAAAUAUUACUGUCUAUAUAGUCACAACCAAAACUGUUUAUUUGUUUGCUUAAAUAUACAAAAAUCUAUUCAAUAAGAAUUCUAAAUAAAAAUGUUUUUUUUACUAUAAUUUUAAGUUGUGUACUUAAAGAAAAACUGGUUGUGCAAAUACUUAAAACAUCUGGAAAAUUACAAUCUUGUGACUUUAACAUUUUGUUUCAGUGCAAGUGAAUCAACUAUAUCAAUUACUUUUGUAAUCAAAGUGCAAUCAGAGUCAGUUCAAAUGCCAUUUCAGUUUACAACUUUUUAAUUGGGUAAUAAAUAAAUAUGAGUUCGAAUGAGUUUCUCUUAAUAGCAGGGCAACAUUGUAAAGUUAAUCUAAAAAUUGUCUCUUCUUUAUUUGGUUUUACCUCCUAAGAUAAUAAAAACUAUCAAUUCCUAAUUGAGUGAAAAAUAAACAGCCAAAAACAGGGUAAAAACCAUUGUAAAUAAUGAAGGAAUUAUUUUUCGAAGAAAUUGUGGUGACCACAUCUUCAAGCCUAAUACUUAAAAUAAUGUUUAAAAAUAUUGUAAAAAAAAAGUUUAAUAAAAAAUGAGUUCAUGUUAAAACA